UUCUCCAAAAAUUUCACUCUUUGGAGACGAAACCUCGGGAUGGCGUUGUAUGAAAUAGGUGGUCCCCUAUUUUUUUGUUUUUUGCUUCUUGUACUGAGGUCAAAGUUCCAAAUGACUGAACAAGAAUUAAAAAUUUAUGAACCAUUCAAGCCAAACCCGGGGACACUUUGCUCCAGCUAUGGCAACAAAACCCAAAUCUCUGUUGCAUAUUCUCCAACAAGCCCAUUAUUGGAAAAUACGGUAAAAAACGUCUGCCCAAAUGUUGGUGUCAUUAAAAGUUAUAAAACUGCGAAAGAACUGAACGCUGCAAUUGAGGAAAAGAAAUUCUCGUUUGCAUUACAAAUGGAUGAUAAGUUGUUGGGAGUUGAUAAAAUCAACGACCUUCCUGGUAAUAUCGAAAUUUAUUUGAGACUACCAUCAGAAGACCACAAAACUAGUCAAAAAGACGAAUGGUUUACUAAUUUGUUAUACCCUGUAGUCCAAGUAGGUCCUAGGUCUUUUGGAGAGGCAAAUGGUGGUGAGCCAGGAUAUGGAAAAAGAGGUUUCCUUUAUUUGCAACAAACUGUAACGUUUUCUUUUAUAAACUUGGCGGAAAAUAGUACACAAAAUCUUGAUAUACUAUUGAACAGAUUUCCUAAUCCGGCAUGGAAGGAAAACGCAGUAAAUUUAAAACUUAUCCAAGUUGUUUCCGCAUUGUUUAUAGUAAUGGCUUUUAUGAUAAAUGUCAAUAAUAUUGUUACUCAAGUUGCAACAGAGAAAGAAACACAACUCAAAGAAUAUAUGAAAAUCAUGGGUCUGUCUGCUUGGAUACAUUGGCUAUCAUGGUUAUUUUGGAGUCUUUUUGUGCUAACAUUGGUAAUUAUUAUCUUGGUUAUUGCUCUUAAAGUGAAGAUUAUGUCCAGAGCGGUGUUUGUAUACACAGAUGUUACAGUUUUAUUCACACUUUUGGUACUUUAUGGAUGUAGCCUUAUCACUUUCUGUUUUCUAGUAUGUUCAAUUUUUCAAAAAGCAAUUAUUGCUACCAUUGUUGCUGUAAUUGUAAUGCUUGCUGCAUGUAUGGCACCGAAUUUGUUGCUGGAAAAGAACGACAUUAUACCACAAAGCACAAAAAUUGCAAUGAGCUUAUUAUCACCAUCUGCAGCGUUUUUUGGUCUAAUAAUCAUGUUUCAGUUUGAAGCAAAAGAAGAAGGGAGUCAUUGGAGUAAUUUGUUUCAAAGCACGAUACCAGAUGAUUUAACAGUUGGUGCAGUUUUCCUAAUAUUGAUAUUCGACACAAUCUUAUAUAUGCUUUUUGCUCUUUACUUUGAAGCAAUAAUCCCGGGAGAAUUUUCGAUUGCAAAACCCUGGAAUUUCCCUUUCACACGGAGCUUUUGGUGUGGCACACCUCCCCAGGAACAAAGUGCACAAGAGUCGACUCAAGCAAAAGGAGAACAGUUUGAAGAGUUUACUGAAAAACUUCCAAUUGGAAUACGAAUAAAAAAUCUGUCAAAAACUUUCGGACAACACACAGCAGUUAAAAACUUGAAUUUGGAUAUGUACGAAGGACACAUCACGGUGUUGUUGGGUCAUAACGGUGCUGGAAAAACAACAGCAAUGUCUAUGAUUUGCGGGAUCAUCCCACCCACCAAUGGGACAGUCAUGGUAAAUGGUUACGAUGUAAGAACCAAUAUACAAAAUGUCCGCGAAAGUAUGGGAAUGUGUCUUCAACAUAACAUUUUAUUUGAUAAUUUAAGUGUUGAAGAACACUUGUGUUUCUUUUGUAAACUGAAAGGAACAAAGAGCGAACAAAUCACGAAGGAAGUAGAUGACUAUCUCAAAAUCUUGGAGAUAGAAAAUAAGAGAAGAGCUUGUUCCAAGACACUAUCUGGAGGUAUGAAAAGAAAACUAAGUGUCGCAAUAGCACUUUGUGGAAAAUCCAAAGUGGUGAUACUUGAUGAACCAACAGCGGGAAUGGACCCCUCUGCUAGAAGAACAGUCUGGGCUUUGCUUCAGAAACAAAAGAGUGGACGAACCAUUCUACUAACAACACACUACAUGGACGAAGCUGAUGUGUUAGGUGAUCGAAUUGCGAUAAUGUCAUUUGGAGAAUUGCAAUGUUGCGGAAGUAGCUUUUUCCUGAAGAAGAAGUUCGGUUCCGGUUAUUCCCUAAUUGUGGAAGUUACACCAAAAUGUCAACCGAGAUAUGUUACUGAUCUGUUGAGAAAAUACAUACCAUAUAUGGAAAUCCACGCCCAAAUGGGGUCCGAACUCACUUACAUAUUACCUGAUCGGGAAUCGCAAAAAUUUGAAGCUUUGUUAUACGACUUGGAACACCAAAAAGCCAGUUUGGGGGUCGAAAAUUUUGGCAUUUCGUUGGCCUCUCUAGAGGAAAUUUUUUUAAAAGUUGGAGCAGAUCAAAAUUCAGAAAUGUUCAACACAAAUCAAUCAAAGAAAGAGAUAACUCAUGUGAGCGGUUUUGGUUUAUUGCGAAAUCAAAUUGUGGCAAUGAUCCUGAAGAAAGAAUUAUCGAUUUUUAGAUCGUGGAUCUUGUUUUUAUUCCAAAUACUCUUGCCCAUACUAGUUUUAGUUUGUUAUAUUUUUCUCUUUGGUAGUAACCCAAAUGAAACCUCAUACUCUUCUCGGAAGAUAGCUUUAAGCUCUUACAAAAAUCCAAUAACAUUACUUGAAAACACAAACUCGAUGGCUGAAACUUAUGUAAAAGUGCUUAAAGGACAUCAAGUGAAAACAGUAGAUAAUAUCACUGCGAAAAUCCUCAACUUGGAACCAUCAACUGUAAAAGAAAGUUAUAUCGUAGCCGCAUCUUUCAACGAUACCACUGCCACAGCUUGGUUUAAUGGUGAUCCUUAUCAUGCAACCCCCUUGUCACUUAGUCUUGUUUUAAACACGUUGUACAAGACAAGUCUUGGUGAGGACAAAUCUAUUACGUUUUAUAACCAUCCUCUACCUCUCAGUGAUGAUGCGAAGAUUACAGCUACAGAAAAUAAACCGUCAUCGUCAUCAGUAGAAAUGGGACUGAUAUUUGGAUUAGGGAUUGUUGUUAGCACUUAUAUUCUGUUUUACAUUCGAGAGCGUGUUUGCAAAUGCAAACAUUUACAGAUGAUUUCAGGAGUGAACGUUUUUGUCUUCUGGAGCACUGCUUUCUUGUGUGAUGUGAUAUUUUAUCUCAUGACAAUUAUUUUUCUCCUCAUUAUAUUAAUAGAAUCACCAUUGAGUAGUCUACAAGCGUCAGAAAUCGGUAUAGUCCUUUUGUUGUUUGUGUGUUUUUGUUUUUUUGUUUUACCUUUUAUUUACUUAAUGUCCUACUGCUUUAAAUUGCCAGCUAUAGGAUGUGUCACAAUGGUCUCAAUUGGUUUGCUCAUGGGAUUUCUACCACCAAUGAUUACGAAUUUUUUAAAGUUAUUUGGUGCAUCAAAAUCAACGAUGUCUUUUAUGCAUUGGGUGUUUGCUUUUAUUCCUUACACUGCUCUUUCCCAUGGCAUUUCUGAUGUGGUUCAUAUCAGACAUUUGAGAAAUCUUUGUUUAAAAAAUAACGUAAAUGCUGAAAAAGCUUGUUCGCUUAAUAAAAUUUGUUGCGACCUCGACUACUAUUCGUUAGAAGCCCCCGGAAUUGGGCUACUAGUAAUAAUAUCAUUUACUAUGUCGUUUGUUAUCUUCACGGUAAUUUUUUUGAUUGAAUUUGGUGUUUUGGGUUGUUUAGUUGGCAAAAUAAUACAUUUCGGGAAGCGUCCCAAUCGGGCUGUAAUUCUUGAAAAUGAUGUGCAAAGCGAAAACGAGAAAAUUCGAAGAAAGUCUGAGGAGGAUUUGAAGAGUGAAUACUCUGUGGUGCUUCGCGACCUCACCAAAUACUACGGAGUGAGGUUUCUUGCGGUGAAUGACCUCUGUUUGGGGCUAAAACCGUACGAAUGCUUCGGAUUGUUGGGCGUGAAUGGUGCUGGCAAAACCACCACUUUCCAAAUGCUAACCGGUGAUGCUAGAAUCACGUAUGGCAAUGCGUGGGUUGAGGGAUUGAGCGUGAAAACCCAACAAAAACAAGUGCAGAAGUUUAUCGGUUAUUGCCCCCAAUUUGACGCCGUUUUGGACGACCUCACGGUCAAAGAAACCUUGCUGGUGUUCGGCCUCAUCAGAGGAGUCCCAUUCAACGAGAGCAUCCCUCUCGCUGAAACUCUUGCCCAUGAUUUGGACUUUUUCAAACAUAUUGAUAAAAAAGUGAAGCAGUUGAGUGGCGGUAAUAAGAGGAAAUUGAGCACGGCGCUUGCCCUGAUUGGGGACCCCCCGGUGAUUUUUCUCGACGAACCCAGCGCUGGGAUGGAUCCAGCCACGAAGAGAAACCUCUGGAACGGUCUUGCAAAGUUGAGGGAGAGUGGAAAAUGCAUCGUUUUGACAUCGCACAGUAUGGAAGAAUGCGAGGCUUUGUGCACGAAAAUCGCGAUUAUGGUUAAUGGGACUUUCCAGUGUUUGGGGUCCACUCAGCGACUGAAAAGUAAAUUUGCGCAAGGAUUCACGCUUUCAAUCAAAAUUAAAAAAUAUGACGAUAAAACGCCCAUUGAUGACCAAAUCAAAACCAUCGAUCAUUUCAUUCAAAGAUAUUUUCCCGGAUCGGAACUGAAAGAGAGGUAUCAAGAGCUAGUGACCUACAAAUUGGUUAGUGAUAGAAUGUCUUUGUCGCAAAUGUUUGGACUUAUAGAAGGAUCGAAGCGACAACUUAGUAUCGAAGAUUAUUCUUUGGGGCAGUGCAGUCUCGAACAGGUGUUCCUAAGCUUUGCCAAAAAUCAAAAGGAGUAACUUUCAUCUUGAGAGUGCAAUUUGCAAAAUCUAUUAUGUUAUUUGUAGCAAAAUUAAAAUUAUCAAUGAUAAACACAAAUAC
Messenger RNA from Tribolium madens (black flour beetle), 4864 nucleotides. Its product is annotated as phospholipid-transporting ATPase ABCA1-like. The record is from RefSeq and is a predicted model, not a curated record. Gene Ontology annotation, molecular function: ATP binding; lipid carrier activity; ABC-type transporter activity. The transcript is spliced from 17 exons. Bases 40 to 4782 code for a protein of 1580 amino acids. Gene Ontology annotation, cellular component: intracellular membrane-bounded organelle; membrane. Lineage: Eukaryota; Metazoa; Arthropoda; Insecta; Coleoptera; Tenebrionidae. Gene Ontology annotation, biological process: lipid transport; transmembrane transport.